UGCAUUGAUAUCAGCUUCAGUACAUAUUUGGAGAAUAUUUUAGAAUAAUUUAAGUGAUAUAAAUAACAUGUAUUAACGAAUUUAUAUUUAUUUAUUUUCUUGCAUUAUUGAAGUAUUAAUAAGUGAUUUGAGGGACACAUUCGGCAGCUGCUAUAAUAUGGUCCGGUGCUGUAUACUGGAGCUGUGUGUGUAUGCGUGCAUCUGUUUCAAAGAUUUACAAACAAUUAGCAAUCCAUAAAUCCGCGCAAUGUUUUAGAGCCUAAUUAUGGAUGAAUACGAAGCACAACUGAUAGUUGUGGAGCAGGCGUUACAAAAUUCCACCGACGACCAGCAACGCCAGGAACUUUUGGCUCUGAAAACGAAUCUACAGGAGCUAUUAGCCCUCACCAAUGAUACAGAAGAUGAGAGACCAGCCGAAGAUGUGCCUCAAAAGGGAGACAACCUGGACGACGAGCUGCAGCGGCUCAAGUGCGAACUUAACGACCUGGAGGAGGCUGGCGCAGGCACAUCAACUGCAGAUGAGGAGCAGCAGUUGGCGGAGUUGAGGGCCAAGUACACAGCCAUGGUGGGCGAGAAGUGCUCAGCUCCGCACGAACACAGCUGGGGUGCCUUGAGCUAUCACAAUUCCCUAAUCUGUGGCGUGGACGAUGACGUGAUCAUCAAUGGCGACGGUGUCUUGGAUGUCCGGUUGCGGGUGCUCUUCACAAAUCCCACGCAUCGCGAGAUGUUGCCCUGCUCCUAUUACCUCGAGGGCGAAUGUCGCUUCGACGAGACGAGGUGUCGCUUCUCCCACGGCGAACUGGUCAGCGGCAGCUCCAUUAGGAAAUACAAGGAGCCCGACUUUCACAAACUAUCCCGUAGUUGUCCGGUAUUGGCCCUACUACCGGAUCGUCUCUGGCACCGUGGCCGGGUCCUAUGUGUUAAUUUUGUGGAGCAGGUGUGUCGAGUGCGUUUGGACGGCCAGGAACACAAGGAGAGGGAGCGAGACUUCAAGUUCGAGGAGCUAUUUCCGCUCACGACCGAUCAAGAUGAAGACGAGGCUGAGCUAAGCAGUGGGGAUAGCAGUUCGACUUUGAACGAAGAAAGCAGUGAUGAGGCGGACUCGGACAUGGAUGACCUGGAGGAGGCCCGGCGAGCUCGCAUGGUGGAGCUUAGUUUGUUUACCUUUAAGCCAUCAGAAAAGCUGGGCGCCUGGGAGGAAUUCACGCGGGGCAUUGGGUCCAAGUUGAUGGAGAAAAUGGGCUACAUCCAUGGCACGGGUCUGGGGUCAGAUGGAAGGGGCAUUGUAACCCCAGUAAGUGCCCAAAUACUUCCCCAGGGUCGGUCUUUGGACGCCUGUAUGGAGCUGCGUGAGGCUGCCAGGGAUAAGGACUACUUCAGCGUGGAGCGAAAGCUAAAGCGAGCCCAGCGCCGCCAGAGAAAAGCGGGCGAGAAAGCCUACGCCCGCGAGUCACAACGCACGGAUGUCUUUACAUUCCUGAACGGCAGCGUGCUGGGCAGCGGGGAUAGCAGUCAGAAAGGCGAACAGGUGGCGAAGAAGGCGAAGACCAACGAACUGCAGCAGCACUCCACCAAAACUCUCAAUGUGGAGACGGUGCGGGUGGCUGAUGAGAUCCGACGAAAGCAAAGGGAUAUAGCCAAGGUUCAGCAAUCACUAAACAGGAAUGCCGGUGAUGUGCAGCUUCAGAAGAGACUGCAGCUGCAAAUGGACACCCAGAAACAGGAGCUGGCAACUCUUCAGACCCAGGAACGCAGCCUCAGCAAGGAACAGCAGACGCGCAAGAGCAAGAAUAAAAUGUUUGAGUUUUAAUACAUAUAAAAAGCUAUGGAUUUAUAAUAUAA
This is a messenger RNA of Drosophila serrata, 1842 nucleotides long. RefSeq names its product zinc finger CCCH-type with G patch domain-containing protein. Gene Ontology annotation, biological process: negative regulation of transcription by RNA polymerase II. The record is from RefSeq and is a predicted model, not a curated record. Lineage: Eukaryota; Metazoa; Arthropoda; Insecta; Diptera; Drosophilidae. Gene Ontology annotation, cellular component: nucleus. Gene Ontology annotation, molecular function: metal ion binding; RNA polymerase II cis-regulatory region sequence-specific DNA binding; DNA-binding transcription repressor activity, RNA polymerase II-specific.